Messenger RNA from Nilaparvata lugens (brown planthopper), 2293 nucleotides. RefSeq lists its product as uncharacterized. The record is from RefSeq and is a predicted model, not a curated record. The transcript is spliced from 3 exons. Bases 112 to 2196 code for a protein of 694 amino acids. Lineage: Eukaryota; Metazoa; Arthropoda; Insecta; Hemiptera; Delphacidae.
GGCUAGGCUGCAAAAUGUCUGCCUAUAUAAAAACUAUUUCACUGCAGGAGGCAGUUCAUUUUAUUUACUAUAGUUGUACACUACACAUGUUCUGUAACAUUUUUAGGAGCAAUGAUACCUCUAACAGUCAUUGCUCUGUUCACAUUUGCUGUUAUAUCUCUCACAUCAGGUGAAGUGCAUAAGGGGUACAGCAAAACAUCAAUACAUAACAAGCAUGGUGGGAAGUUCACCUACAAGAUACUCCACGUCUACCACCCGAAGAAGCAUCACAAGCACAGUGAAGCAGACCAGAAGGACUCUCCCAAAGACAAGACCAACUCAGAGGACAGUGCACGCUUCUCUCCCGACAAAACCAGCAAUGCGAACAACCUCAACACGUUCGAAGGAGGACUUCAAGGAUCUUCAGGAUCUGACACUUCUGCAGGACCCAAUGCGCUUGCAGGAUUCAGUGGUCUCUCAGAGCUCAACGGUUUCGAAGGCUCCUCAGGUUUUGGGAAUAAUUUUGGUGGGUUGAAUACUCUCAGUGUUAUAAACUCGCUUGGUUCUCCAAAUAGUCUAAAUGGUGCAAAUAGUUUCAAUGGUGCUAAGGGAUCUAGCACCAAAAGUGGAUCACACAGAUUUAGCGGUUCCAAAGGUAGCAGUAGUUUCAGUGGAACAAGAGGAGGUUCAAACAUCUACAGCCCACCCAAAGGUUUCAGUGGCUUUAGUGGACCAAAAGGUGCUACCAAUUCGUAUAAUGGACAGAACCCCAGCCCUUACAGUGGAUCAAACAGCUUUAAUGAACUAAAAGAAGGUACCAACUCAUAUAGUGGACCCAGUAGUGGAAGUUAUGGACCAAAUGGUUUCAAUGGACAAAAAGAUGGUGCUAACUCAUUAAGUGGGCCAAAUAGUUUUAGUGGAUCAAGCAGUGGUGCCAAUAGUUUUGGAGGGCCUAACAGUGGUGCAAAUCCUUUCAGUGGUACCAAUAUAUUUGGAGGCUCAAGCAGUGGUGCAAAUAGCUUUGGAGGCUCAAAUAGUGGUCCUAAUGGUUUUGGAGGUUCAAGUAGUGGUGCCAACAGCUUUGGAGGUUCCAGCAGUGUUACCAAUCCCUUCAGUGGAAGUAAUGGUUUUGGAGGUUCAAACAAUGGUGCCAACAGCUUUGGAGGUUCAAACAGUGGUGCCAACAGCUUUGGAGGUUCCACCAGCGGUGCCAAUAGUUUUGGAGGAUCCAGCAGUGGUGUCAAUGGCUUUGGAGGAUCUAGCAGUGUUACCAAUCCCUUUAGUGGUAGUAAUGGUUUUAGUGGAUCAAACAAAGGAGAAAAUGGUUUCAGUGGCCCAAACAAAGGAGAACAUAUUCUUGGUGGACAAAGUAAAGGGGAAAAUAGCUUUGGAGGACCAAACAGUGGUUCAAACCCUUUUGGUGGACCAAAUGGCUUCAGUGGUACAAAUAGUUUCAGUGGACCAAAUAAAGGAGAGAACUCUUUCGGUGGACCAAACAAAGGGGAAAACUCUUUUGGUGGAACAAAUAGAGGAGAAAACUUGUUCGGUGGACCAAACAAAGGGGAAAACUCUUUUGGUGGACCAAACAAGGGAGAAAACGUUUUUGGUGGACCAAACAAGGGAGAAAAUAGUUUUGGUGGGUCAAGCAGUGGUUCAAACCCUUUUGGUGGUCCAAGCGGUUUCAGUGGUAUCAACGGUUUUAGUGGACCAAACAAGGGGGAAAACAGUUUUGGUGGACCGAACAGUGGUACCAACACUUUCAGUGGACCAAACAAGGGAGAGAAUAGCUUUGGUGGUACAAAUUCUUUUAGUGGACCAAAUGGUUUCAAUGGACCCAAAGAACCAAACAGUCCUCCAAACACUGGACAAUACAUUGAUCCCAGCACCUUUUUGGAAUCUUUCAUCAAAAACAACAGAGAACUCUACACGUCGAACUACAAAGAGCCAUACACUGCCAACUAUAAGGAGCCUGAUACAUCAAACUAUAAAACACAGGGAGCAACUGGGUUCCAAGAACCCUACACUUCAAAUGACGACUCACCCAGUUAUGAUCUACCUCACACUGGAUAUGAUGGACCAGUAGAAAUCCAGACAUUUGGGAAUAUUUUUGAUAAAGAUGUAGCCGCUCCCACGUAUCUAGGUUAUCACUAUGAUGGCAAGAAGGAGGCUGCAAGCUAUAAGAGUCCAGCUCCUCAGGUUCUUUAUGAUUAUUAUUAGUGUGACUGAUAUUAAGAUGAAUAAAAUUAUUUAUUUUGAAUGUUUCAAUGUUUUGUAGUAAGUUAAUUUAUUUGAAUAAAGACUUCUAUUAUUUGUA